CGGCAAGGGGCGCGGCUGAGAAGCAUUAAAUGCGUAUUUUUUUUUUUUUGCUUUUGAAUUAAUGUUGACGAUUCCCACUCAAAGUCCCAUUUUUUCUUCCCGAAUAACCAAAAAAAACAUCCAAGUGGCCUGUUUUCAGUCAAACUCGCCGUUCCAUCCCCUCCUUCUUGCCUGGUUUAUAUAGUCUUCCUCUAAUGGGCGGGACAAUGAAGCUAACUCGCACGGGAUUGGCUAGUAGCGCACACUUUCACUGAGUCGACCAAUGAGAAGAGAGUAGCUCAGCCCCGGGCGGACUUUGAGGAGACGCGCGGUUAGUUUUAGUUUGUGUUGGUUGGGCAGAGGGGAGGAGGAAGAAGAAGACGAAGAAGAGGGGGAGGACGAGGACUAAAGGAGGAGGCGACGGCUGUCAAUGUUUUUUUUUUCUUUCUUUCUUUCAUUUAUACCAACAGGCACGUUUUCUUUGUCAGUACUCCGGCGGGAAAUACAUAUGCAGCCCCUCUGUGUUGACCGGAGAAGACGUCUCCAUUUUGGUGGACGCCGGAUUUAGACGAAGGAACAUGUCAGUGAGUGUAAAACACGACGAAACCUGCUCCACUUUGACGGUACCCAACUCCGUAUAAGCUCGGACAUUACCAGGAAAAGGAUAUAAGGAGUGUUCCAAUUCCUGGUGGACAUGUUUUUUUGUUAGGAAAUGGAGCCGGCUAGUAGCCGAGUUAGCUAGUGCUAACUCCGGGGAUACAUGACGUAAAAAAGGCAGACAAUGUGGCGUCUUUUCGGGUGUGUGAGUGAAGCGAGCGAGUGUGCGCUUCAGUCGACGACAACCGGUGGUCGUUAAAGCUCCGGUGUGUGUGUGUGUGUGCGUCUUUUUUCGAUGCGCCGCCCUUUGCCAUCCAACCUCGUCCGCUCCAUCACUCACUAAAAAACACUUCCCCCCCCUAUCAGCCGACAUGUCUGCUUUGACGGCGGUCUGUUGAAUUCCCGGACCAAAAAAAAAAAAAAAAAAAAAUCUCGGAGGUGGAAGACAGAUUAAGACCCCCCCCAAAACCAACCGGAACCGCCUAUAUGAAGAUGCUGAUGUGUGACCGCGGCGUCCAGAUGCUUGUGACGACGGUGGGCGCGUUCGCCGCCUUCAGCCUCAUGACCAUCGCCGUGGGGACCGACUACUGGCUGUACUCGCGUGGGGUCUGCCGUGUCAAGAGCAACAACGACAACGACACCAGCCGCAAGAACGAGGAGGUGAUGACGCACUCCGGCCUCUGGCGGACCUGCUGUCUGGAAGGAACAUUCCGAGGUGUGUGUAAGAAGAUCGAUCACUUUCCGGAGGAUGCUGACUACGAGGCGGAUGCUGCUGAAUACCUCCUGCGUGCGGUGCGUGCCUCCAGUAUCUUCCCCAUCAUGAGUGUGGGUCUGCUGUUCUUGGGAGGACUCUGUGUAGCCGCCAGUGAGUUUUACCGCAGCAGACACAACGUCAUCCUCAGCGCAGGAAUCUUCUUCGUCUCGGCAGGUCUCAGUAACAUCAUCGGAAUUAUCGUGUACAUUUCGGCCAAUUCAGGCGACCCGGGUCAGAGCGACAGCAAGAAGUCCUACUCCUACGGCUGGUCCUUCUACUUCGGCGCCCUGUCCUUCAUCAUGGCGGAAAUGGUGGGCGUGCUGGCCGUGCACAUGUUCAUCGAGAAGCACCGCAAGCAGCGGGCCAAGUCCCGCACGGAGCUCAUCAAGAAGUCGGCCUUCAGUCGCAUCCCCUCCUACCGUUACCGCUUCCGGCGCCGCUCCAGCGUUCGUUCGUCGGAGGUCCCCAGCCGCGACACCUCACCGCUGGGCAAGGUCGGCUACACAGGGCCCGGCGCCUCGGAGAUGCCCAUGUACACGCUGAACCCCCGCGAGGCGGGCAACGCCGCCACCAAAUCCGGCCUUGGCGGGCUGCUCAACUCUGAGAGGGAGUUCCUCCAGAGCAGCACGCUCACUAAAGACUACAGCAAGGACCCCAACCGCAGGACCACGCCCGUCUGAGAGGUGCCCGCCUGCAGAUAUCACCUAAUCAGAGUAGCAAAGACAAGUAGUGCAAGCUAAAGUAAGGGGACACAGGGUUAAGAGGGAGUGCAAAUCGGGGUGUAAAUCGGGGCCGGGGGGGGUGGGUGGUGGGGGCGGGGGUGGGUGGGUGUUCCGAAAUACCUUGACUGUGAACUGUGAACUUUUAGCCUUUUGAACUGUGAAUCCUGAGCCCCGGUGAGCAUUUCAAUGUGUGUAGCACGAGCCGUUUGGAUGGAGAACUCGUUCACAUCUCCACCGAAGCUCAUGUUUCUCCAGUCGGCACAUUCGAUUCUUCUCAUUACGAUUCACGACUCUUUUCUUAAAUUGGCCUUUUGCCUUUUCUUUUCUUUUCUUUUUUUUUUUAAUGGGACUGACCCAAAGUGACUUCUUUGGUGGUUUGCUCUUCGGGGCAGAUUGGCCUAGAAGGUUAAUGGACGUUGAACCGAAGGAAGCGAGCGGGAGGGGCGGAGAUAGAUAACCUUUCGGACCUCUGCUGCGUCCUUCCUGGGUAGCGGCAAGGUCGGGAAUGGCGGGGAUGCUGAUCAUUUUCAGUUCAGGUUGUGUGGCAUGUCUACUGUAUGUAUGUACUGUAUAAUAUAUAAUAUAAUAUAAUAGUAUAGUAUAUAAUACUAUAUAUAUAAUAAUAUAUAUUAGGGAUUGACCGAUUUUUUUUUUAAGUAGACCGAUUUUUUUUCCCGGUUCGAUACAGAUUUUUUUUGUGGCACGUCUACUGUAUGUAUGUACUGUGUAUAUAUACUAUAUAUACAUAAUAUAUAUAUAUAUUAGGGAUCGACCAAUUUUUUUUUUUUUAAGUAGACCAAUCGACUGAUUUUUUUUUUUUAAGUAGGCCGAUUUUUUUUUUUUCGGGCCGAUACCGAUUUUUUGUGGCACGUCUACUGUAUGUAUGUACUCUGUAUAUAUACUAUAUAUAUAUAUAAUAUAUAUAUAUAUAUAGUAUUAGGGAUCGACCAAUUUUUUUUUUUUUAAAGUAGACCAAUCGACUGAUUUUUGUUUUUGAUUUUUUUUUUCGGGCCGAUACCGAUUUUUUGUGGCACGUUUACUGUAUGUAUGUACUGUGUAUAUAUAUACUAUAUAUACUAUAUAUAUAAUAUAUAAGGGAUCAACCGAUUUUUUUUUUUAAGUAGACCGAUCGACUGAUUUUUUUUUUUUUUUUUAAGUAAACCGAUUUUUUUUCGGGCCGAUACCGAUUUUUUUUUUACUGUAUGUACUGUAUUGUAUAUAUAUAUAUGCUAUAUAUAUAUAUAUGCUAUAUAUAUAUAUAUGCUAUAUAUAUAUAUAUAUAUAUAUAUAUAUAUAUAUAUGUAAGGGAUCGACUUUUUUUUUUUAAGUAGACCGAUCGACUGAUUUUUUUUUUUUUUUUUAAGUAGACCGAUUUUUUUAUUUUCGGGUUUUCUCGACAAUGUUACUAUAUUUGGUCAUGGUCGUGCAAAGGUGACUAUAGGGAUGCUAUUUCACAUCUAGAGGGCUCUAAUGUUAAAAAGUCUAUUUAGAAGGUCAUAAACGUUAACGUGUAGGCCUCACAAUUAGGAGACCCGAGUUCGAUUCCACCCUCGGUUAUCUCUGUGUGGAGUUUGCAUGUUCUACCCGUGCAUGCGUGGUGGGUUUUCUCCGGGUACUCCGGUUUCCUCCCACAUUCCAAAAAAAAACAUGCUAGGUUAAUUAGCGACUCCAAAUUGUCCAUAGGUAUGAAUGUGAGUGUGAAUGGUUGUUUGUCUAUAUGUGCCCUGUGAUUGGCUGGCCACCAGUCCAGGGCGUAUCGGCCGAUACCGAUUCAAGUAAAGAACGCAAAUAUCGCCCGGGUUGAUCCUUACUAUAUAUACUGUAUAUUGUAUGCUUCAUGUUUCAUUACUUUCUUCGUCACGACACACUGAACUGAAAGUGAAAGCAUCCUCAGCGUCGGACCCCGUUGUGUAGCUGAUCUCUGGUCAGUUGUUUGUGUUGCCAGAGGUUCCAUCUCCUCGAGAUGGUCGUUUUUUUGUACGUAGCUCAUUGGUGCUUCCUUCUACUUCCUCUUCUUUUCUCGAUUUAUUUUCUUCACGUUCGUCUGCCUUCACGAACUCACUCCCCGUCACUUCCGCCCUCCGCACGCCACCACUUUCCACGCUCUCUUUUGUCUUCCAUCCGUGUCAUCUCGCCGCGUUGGGCUUGAGGAACGUGCGAAGAGAAGAAGACCACUUAGCUGUGAAAUAUGGGUUUCUCGGAGGAGCCAUAAACGACAUUCAAACCCAAAAAAAACGGAAAACGCUUGCCCCCCGCUACCUCCCGUGGAAUGUUGUUCCGAUUAGUCGGGAAAAAAAAGUUGUGCGUCUUAAGUCUCUCUUGUGCAAAUCGGAAUGUGGCACGCCAUGUAAAGCAGACUAGAGGAGAGUCCCAUACAUUAUUCAGAGGUUUGCGCUCCGUCUAUUGAACUGUCACUCACCGCCCCCCCCCCCAACCCCCCCCACCCCGCCGUUCGCUUCUUCUUAUCGAGCAUACAUGUGCACAAACCGUACUCAUACGCGCUUUCUAUCUGUGACCUCGUCGAGAACGCGUCGCCGUACGUCUGUUUUCCUCACGUACAUAUAAAGAUACGCCUUGUUGCUGUCACGCCAUCACAGGAAGUCGCCGACGACGUCUGCAUUAACACGCAAGUGUUAGCGGCUAAGCCUUUCAAUUUAACCGCAUCACAGAUUGCCAAGCACGAUUUGACGUGAUUCAUUGCGGGGGAAAAAAAAAAAAAAUGCUAGCGCAGACUCGCCACAGUCGGGAAUCUAUCGGCAAUGCAGACGUUUAUUCUAAUACAGUAAUCCCUCGCCGGAAAUAUCAAUUCAUAAAUCAUCGCCGUCUCAUAGUCCGAUACGGCCUCUUAUGAGUCCAAUAUUGUUACCUAAAUUUAGCAUUUUUAUGCAUAAAAAUAGAUAAGACGUAAAAUACAAAUUGAAGGCAUUCAUAAGACGCAUUUAAAGAUGUUGUUAUUCCACACUGGCCACCAGGUGUCAGUAAUGUUACUGUAAUCAAGUUAAAAAAAACACAAGGCAAUGUGUAGGUCUAUAUUAUGCCUUAUUUAUGUCUUAUUUUCCGUGAUUAUGUCUACAAUAUUGAAUAAUAUGAGCGUAAACGUGACUAUAGGGGUGUUAUUUCAUGUCCAGAGGGCUCUAAUUAUGUUUAAAAAUUGUGAUUACAGGAUUGGAAACAGGUUUAUAAAUAAUAGAAUUAAAGAAUAGAAUAGAAUAGCAUUAAAUUCAAAGACAUGAUACUAUGUAGUAUUCUACACUGGCCACUAGGUGUCAGUAAUGUUUUGUUGAUGAGACACAGGAAGUAAAAAAAAAACACAAGGCAAUGCGUAGGUCUAUAUAAAGCCUUAUUUAUGUCUUAUUUUCUGUGAUUAUGUCUACAAUACCGGAUAAUAUGAGUGUAAAGGUGACUAUAGGGGUGUUAUUUCAUGUCUAGGGGGCUCUAAUAAUGUCAAAAAACAUAUUUUAGAAAGCAUAUUUCAUAUACUUUCUGCCGAAAUGAAGCAUUUCUAGCACAAAAAUGGCUAAAUGAAUGAUAAUAUGUAGUAUUCUACAUUGGCCACUAGGUGUCAGUAAUGUUUUGUUGAUAAGACACAGGAAGAAUUCUUAUUUAUGUCUUAUUUUCUGUGAUUAUGUCUAAAAUACUGGAUAAUAUGAGUGUAAAGGUGACUAUAGGGGUGUUAUUUCAUGUCUAGAGGGCUCUAAUAAUGUAAAAAAAACAUGGUUUACAAGCAUAUUUCACAUACUUUUGCCGAAACAAAGCAUUUCUAGCAUAAAAAUGGCUAAAUGAACUACAAUAAAUAAUACAAUCAAAUUCAAAGACAUUAUGAUAUGUAGUAUUCUACACUGGCCACUAGGUGUCAGUAAUGUUUUGUAGAUGAGACACAGGAAGUUAAAAAAAAACACAAGGCAAUGUGUAGGUCUAUAUUAUGCCUUAUUUUCCAUGAUUAUGUCUACAAUAUUGGAUAAUGAGUGUAAAGGUGACUAUAGGGGUGUUAUUUCAUGUCUAGAGGUCUCUAAUAAUGCCAAAAAGAAAGAUAAUACAGCCUUUUAGUAGUCCAAAGAAAGCAUAUUUCAUAUAUUUUUUGCCAAAAUGAAGCAUUUCAAGCAUAAAAAUGGCUAAAUGAACUACAAUAAAUAAUAGAGUUAAAUUCAAAGACAUGAUAAUAUGUAGUAUUCUACACUGGCCGCUAGGUGUCAGUAAUGUUUUGUUGAUAAGACACUGGAAGAACUCUUAUUUAUGUCUUAUUUUCUGUGAACAUGUCUACAAUAUUGGAUAAUAUCAGUGUAAAGGUGACUAUAGGGGUGUUAUUUCAUGUCCAGAGGGCUCUAAUAAUGUCAAAAAGAAAGCUAAUACAGGCUUUUAGUAGACCAAAGAAGGUAUAUUUCACAUAUUUUUGCCGAAAUGAAGCAUAAAAUGGCUAAAUAAGCGACGAUAUUGGAUAAUAUGAGUGUAAAGGAUGACUAUAGGGUUGUUAUUUCAUGUCUAGAGGGCUCUAAUUAUGUUUAAAAAUCGUGAUUACAGGAUCGGAAACAGGUUUUCUCUGCUCUAACCACAGAAAUAUUCCAUUUAUAAAUCGGGAAUCCUACUUAAAAUUCACUUAUCACACUUAAACAGCGGUAAACGAGGGAUUACUGUAAAUUACUCUAAACGACGGACAGUAGUGGUUGAACAAAAGCGCAAUAUAAGGCCUAACUUACCCGCCCGUCAUCUAAGCGUUGACUAAGUCUAAGUCAGUUUUAAAAAAAAAAAAAGGGAUGGAAAAACUCCAGGCGGCACUUGAACGCAUCACACAAGAGAGACGACAACAGAGCCAUGAAAGUAAAGAACCGUCUUUUUACCUUUCAUAAUAAAAGACACGAUGAAUAUGAUUAUUAUUGAAGCUUCAAUGGACCAGCUCGCUUCGAUAUGGACUCAAACCGGCCUGUCCUUCAUAUUGUAAAUAUUAAUUUUUACAACAUCAGCAGUUGUCCGUUGUCACGGGCUGUGAAAGGGAACAAAAAAAAAAAAAAUGUGCUUUUCUCUCAAGCAAAGGGCUUUUAAUUUUUCAAGAAGCGGAGCACACAAGGGCUUUCUAUGCUCGGUGUUGCACCGACAUUGUUCAAAGGGUGUUAAGUGGAUAGGGGAGGGAUGCGUGAAGGCGGGAAGACAAGGAAAAGUACAUUUUGCACGGGAACAAGCGUUUUUUUUGAAUAGCUAACGAGCUAACAACACUCGCCCCCCCUGUUAGCCUUUUUCUCCGACUUGAAAAUAGAUUUUUUCCGAAUAGAUCGAGUCUUACUCACGUAUGUUUAUCUCGUUCGGUGCCAAAUAACUCAAAAUAUUCCUCCAGUCUGCUUUGACUUGGUAUAGCAAUUUAGCUAGCUGGUCAUUAGGGCCCACAUUGGGGGGUCCGUAAAGUGGGGUGUCAUUUAUUAACCCGUGUCUCCAAUCAUACGUAUUCAAUGUCUGCUUAAUUUCCUGCGCUUCCUUUUUUUACUCGGUGUGAAUCAGCACCCUGAACGCAACACAUCUUCCACUCAUCCAUUACACAGCAUUGGACUGGAUAUAAACAAAUAACUGUGUUAUUAGUAAUUCUAUAUAUUCUAUUCUAAAGGUGCCACUAUGCCGAGGAUGACCUCUGUCGCAUAUUUAUUCAUCUAUAGACAGUUAGGGGCGGGGACAAAGGGAGGGGGGGGGCGGAUUUUGGGAGUCGUGUGUGUAUAUUAAUCUACUUUCCUUUUCUACUUUGUCGGGGGGUUGUUGUUUGAUUCCCAUGUGCAGCCUCUGUGAUAGGAAGGGGAGUAUUAAUCCACUUAGCGGGACAGUCGACAUGCUACAAAAAAAAUACAGUAAUCCUUAGUCACCUUGCAAUUUUUUUUUGGUUUUUUUUUUUGACAAAAUUAAGCAAAAAAAUGUCAAAUUGAAGUAAAAUAUACCGUAUUUUUUGGACUAUAAGUCGCAUUUUUUUUCAUUUUUCAUAGGUUGGAUGUUCCUGCAACUUAUAAAUGAAAAAAACUACUAAAAAAAAAUACACUUAGCGGGAUGGUCGACAUGCUACAAAAAAAAUACAGUAAUCCCUCGUCACCUUGCAAUUGUUUUUUUUUUUUUUUUACAAAAUUAAGCAAAAAAAUGUCAAAUUGAAGUAAAAUAUACCGUAUUUUUUGGACUAUAAGUCGCAUUUUUUUUCAUAGGUUGGCUGUUCCUGCAACUUAUAAAUGAAAAAAACUACUAAAAAAAUCCACUUAGCGGGAAGGUCGACAUGCUACAAAAACAAUACAGUAAUCGCUCGUCACCUAGCAAUUUUUUUUUUUUUUUUUUGACAAAAUUAAGCAAAAAAAUGUCAAAUUGACGUAAAAUAUACCGUAUUUUUUGGACUAUAAGUCGCAUUUUUUUUUUAUAAGUUGGCUGUUCCUGCGACUUAUAAAUGAAAAAAACUACAAAAAAAAAUACACUUAGCGGGACAGUCGACAUGCUACAAAAACAAUACAGUAAUCCUUCGUCACCUUGCAAUUUUUUGGGUUUUUUUUUUGACAAAAUUAAGCAAAAAAAUGUAAAAUUGAAGUAAAAUAUACCGUAUUUUUAAGUCGCUUUUUUUUAUAGGUUGGCUGUUCCUGCGACUUAUAAAUAAUAAAUAAAUCAUAUAAAUAUAAUAAAUAAUAUAAAUAUUAUUUAUAAAUAAUAAAUGAAAAAAAAAAUUAUGUUACAUAAACAUUAGACAUUAGCCUUUUGUUUUUAUGUUUAUUUUUUGUGUAGCUGAAUAACCAUUGUGUUAGCAUAGCUUACACCUAUUAGCAUGUUCUCUAUUUUUUUAUUAUUAUUAGAACUUCCCUUCCAAGACGACGUAAUGUCUGUUUUGGUCAUAAAAUAAAUUACCCGCAAAAAAAAAAAAUGCGACUUAUACUCCAGUGCGACUUAUGUAUGUUUUUGAUGCAUUUUUAGCCUUAGCGACUUAUAUCCGGAGCGACUUAUAGUCCAAAAAAUACGGUAAAUAGAUUGCAUUCAGAAGACACAUUCAUGUGUAUGUAGUAUUCUACACUGGCCACUAGGUGCCGGUAAUGCUACAUUGAUGCUACAGUAGCCACUACAGGAAGUAAAAAAAAAAAAAAACAACAAGGAACUCCUACCAAGUGUAUGAGUUGAUAUUAUAUCUUAUUUUUUGUUACUAUGUCGACUAUAUUGGGUAAUACCAUCGUUAAGGUGACUAUAGGGGUGUUAUUUCCUGUCUGGAUGGCUCUAAUGUCGCACAUUUAAAGAGGCGUAAGGGAGGAAUUGUGGGUCAAGUUAUGUGCCUGCAUGUUUGUGUGUGUGUUCAUAUCCACUCGUGUGUGUGUGUUUGUGUGUGUUUGUGUGUGUGUGUGCAGCUCGCCUCUCCUCACCUGUACACAGAGUGCCUGCCUUGUCCUGCCUUCAGACAGCUCCCAGAUCAGCCAAGGGGCUUUUUGUUUUUGUUUUUUUCAGUGUAACAUCCUCUACGUCCCCCCCCCCCCCCCCGUGACCUUAAACGGGUCGGACUUGAACGGGGGUCAGUUUUACACGGCUAACACAACAGGUUCUUUUCUCGUAUUUCCUACUAACAACGUUGACAGGCGGUGAGAUUUGUGUUGGGAUGUCUGACUGAUGAUGUGUUUGUCUUUUAUGUUUGACGCUGUCAUUGAUUUGGGGACUGGCAGAGGGGGACCGGGGCGGGGGGGGCGGAAAAUAAUCUAUGGGUACCCUAAUGACCGCCGGUCUCGAAUCAACACACACACACACACACUGACACACACACUCUUGUAGACUGUUGUUGCUCAUUUCUUUCCAAUCUUGCCCAAGAGUGAGUGUGUGUGGUUAAUUAUGCGUGUGCAUGAAUGUGUGUGUAUGUGUGUGUGUGUGUGGCUCAUGAUGUAAUAUGGCCAUCAGCUGGUUGGAUCCCCAUUCAGACUUUGAAUGCUCCUGAUGAUCUGAAGGUUUCACAGUCUAGAAUAAUGACGGUUCGUUUUUGUAAGCCCCAUUUUUAGUACGAUUCAUUUUUUUGCCCCAAUUUUCAUCAGAUUCGGAUUUUAUUGAAAAUGUUUUUGUACAGAGUUUGGGUUUUUGUUCCGACUUUGGAACAAAUUCAGUACUUCUAAUUCAGAUGAUCACGAGGUUUCCUUUUUCCGUCACAGUCUAGAAUAAUUACGGUUGGUUUUUGUAAGCCCCAUUUUUAGUAUGAUUCAAAUUUUUGUCCCAAUUUUCAUCAGAUUCGGAUUUUAUUGAAAAUGUUUUUGUGUGUUUGUACAGAGUUUGGGUUUUUGUUGCGACUUUGGAACAAAUUCAGUACUUCUAAUUCAGAUGAUCACGAGGUUUCCUUUUUCCGUCACAGUCUAGAAUAAUUACGGUUGGUUUUUGUAAGCCCCAUUUUUAGUACGAUUCAUUUUUUUGCCCCAAUUUUCAUCGGAUUCGGACUUUAUUUAAAAAAUUUUAUGUGUGUUUGUACAGAGUUUGGGUUUUUGUUGCGACUUCGGAACAAAUUCAGUCCUUCUAAUUCAGAUGAUGAGGAGGUUUCAUUUUUCCGUCACAGUCUAGAAUAAUUACGGUUGGUUUUUGUAAGCCCCAUUUUUAGUAUGAUUCAUUUUUUUGCCCCAAUUUUUGUCAGAUUCGGAUUUUGUUGAAAAAAUUUUUGUGUGUGUUUGUACAAAGUUUGGGUUUUUGUUUGCGACUUUGGAACAAAUUCAGUACUUCUAAUUCAGAUUAAAUCUCCGUUGUUAAUAUCGGAAUACACUGACGUCCGACACACAGCUGCAGAUAUCUGCUGGGAAAAAAAUUUUUGUUUUUUUUUGUGCUUUUUCUUACAUCCUACAAGCAUGAAUAUUAAUUUGACAGCGAUUGUGUUUUAUUUUGAAAUAGUUUCUCCCUCAAGCCCUGUGCUCCCUGUCGAGUCGAGAAUAAUGACGGUUGGUUUUUGUAUCGCCAUUUUUAGUACGAUUAAUUUUUUUUUUUGCCCCGAUUUUCAUCUGAUUCGGAUUUCAUUGAAAAUGUUUUUGUUUUUUGUUUUUUUGUUGCGACUUUGGAACAAAUUCAGUACUUCUAAUUCAGAUUAAAUCUCCAUUGUUAAUAUUGGGAUAAACUGACGUCCGACACACAGCUGCAGAUAUCUGCUGGGAAAAAAAUUUUUUGUUUUUUUUUUGUUUGGUUUUUUUGGUGCUUUUUCUUACAUCCUACAUGCAUGAAUUUUAAUUUGAGAGCGAUUGUGUUUUAUUUUGAAAUUGUCUCUUUCUCAAGCCCUGUGCUCCCUGUUUACAUGCAGACCAUUUCUCCGGUUCUAAACAUUCGAUCCACCACGGAUGAACGACUCCAAAUCAACAAGAACCAAACUUCCACGGUAAUAGUUUAUCCGUCCUGACCGAGGCGUUUACGGGGAACUAUCAGAUUUUUUCAGUCAAAUUUGAACGAUUCCUUCAGACUGUUAUGUAACACACAAAAAAAAGCCAUCUUUUGUUAAGGCUACAUUGACAAUACCGUCAUCCGGUUGCAAUGCAAACAAUACAGUCAUUAUUUUAUAUGCAUUAUUAUAUUGAUACGAACUUAUUGUUUAAGCAAGGAUGUAUGAGGGAAGAAAAUGUGUCGGUGAUGCAAAUUUGUGCUGUGAUGACUUGUUUUUUUUCGCCCCUGCUUAUACCUCUGAGCCCCAUCAUGAGCUACACUACACACAAACACAUGUGCAUUCUCACACACACACACACACACACACACACACGUGUCGUUGAAAUCACAGGCAAACAGACUGUAUUCCCUUCACAGCUUGAAUACACAGACGAGCCUGUUCUCAACAGAAAUGAGUAGGAUUUGUACAAAAAAAAUUUUUUCGUAUUUUUACGAUAUCAAAAAUAAUACGCUUUAAAGCCAGAUUGUGUUUAAAAAAAAUAUAAAAAAAACGUCAACACAAUAACCAGUUCCGAAAGUGACAUAACGACAAUUGGUACACUUCCCUACUAAAUUUGGUUGAGGACAGGCGGCAUGGACACACACAUAAACACACACACACACACACACGGCUGUGGGCCUGACUCUGUACACUUUAUAUAACGGAAACCUCCAACUAGCAGCCGUCUGACACGGACAAAUGCUGUGAAUAAAAAGCACACUUUUACUUACAUUAUAUAGAUAUGAUGACCUAUAUCUAGAGAGAAAGAAUAUUGUAUACAGUAUGAUGAAUAGAAAAUAAACAAGACACCUUUUCAAUGCAACUGGUGUGGGUUCAUUCUGUGUUUUGGAUGCUGUUGUUUCCUGUUUUCAUAAAGUAGCAUUUAAUAUCAAUACACUGAAUAUGAGUAGUUAGAGCAUAGAAAAUAUAUAUAUAUUUUUACCAUGAUUAGAACUCUGUAGGGGUUGCACGGUAGACAAGUGGUUAGCGCGCAGACCUCACAGCUAGGAGACCCGAGUUUGGGUAUUAUUCCAGCCCUCUAGACCAGUGAUUCCCAAA
Molecule: messenger RNA, 12469 nt
Organism: Doryrhamphus excisus (bluestripe pipefish)
Lineage: Eukaryota; Metazoa; Chordata; Actinopteri; Syngnathiformes; Syngnathidae
Gene: cacng3b
Product: calcium channel, voltage-dependent, gamma subunit 3b
Biological process (GO): neurotransmitter receptor internalization; calcium ion transport; neurotransmitter receptor transport, postsynaptic endosome to lysosome
Cellular component (GO): AMPA glutamate receptor complex; postsynaptic density membrane
Molecular function (GO): voltage-gated calcium channel activity; channel regulator activity
Source: RefSeq, a predicted model, not a curated record